AUGUCUUCAAUUCUGUCCCUGGGUGAUAUUCCCACUGUGGCGCUUCUGUACCGCACGAAGCAUCUACUUCCUGUGUCCUCAAGAUUUACCCCAUCCCAGUCGCUCAACAACACCGUCUCUAUCAUCCGCAAUGACAUCACCAAGCUUCAAGUGGACUGUAUCGUGAAUGCUGCCAAUGAGUCUCUCCUCGGGGGUGGUGGAGUGGACGGUGCAAUCCAUCGAGCUGCAGGUCCCAAGCUAGUUGAAGAAUGCGACCAUCUUAAUGGAUGUGAGACUGGCGAUGCAAAGAUCACCUCCGCCUACGAGCUGCCUUGCAAGCGCGUGAUCCACACAGUUGGACCAAUCUACAGACAAGAAGAGGACCCCGUUGCGCUUCUUCGAUCCUGUUACCGACGCAGUCUAGAAGUGGCAGUCGAAAACGACAUGAAGAGUAUCGCCUUCGCCGCGAUCAGCACCGGAGUCUACGGCUAUCCCAGUCGAAAAGCCGCCAAAGAUGCCAUUAAGGAAGUGAGAAAAUUCCUUGACGGACCUAAUAUUGGAAAGCUGGAGCGUGUCAUCUUCUGCAACUUUGAGCUCAAGGAUGUGACAGCCUAUGAGGAAUUCAUUCCCGAGUAUUUCCCUCCCACGAAAGAAGACUUGGCUGAGAGCAGCGACACUUGA
Penicillium griseofulvum is the source of this 660-nucleotide messenger RNA. Its product is annotated as macro domain-containing protein. Lineage: Eukaryota; Fungi; Ascomycota; Eurotiomycetes; Eurotiales; Aspergillaceae. The transcript has 2 exons. The record is from RefSeq and is a predicted model, not a curated record. Bases 1 to 660 code for a protein of 219 amino acids.